Molecule: messenger RNA, 1664 nt
Organism: Aspergillus uvarum CBS 121591
Lineage: Eukaryota; Fungi; Ascomycota; Eurotiomycetes; Eurotiales; Aspergillaceae
Gene: tif34
Product: translation initiation factor eIF3 subunit i
Exons: 4
Coding region: 158-1168 (336 amino acids)
Biological process (GO): cytoplasmic translational initiation
Cellular component (GO): cytoplasm; eukaryotic translation initiation factor 3 complex, eIF3m
Molecular function (GO): protein binding; translation initiation factor activity; RNA binding
Source: RefSeq, a predicted model, not a curated record
ACGACGCCGACGAAGUGAGCCCGCCAGCACCCCGCAAGGAUUUCCGCCUCAUCACGCAGGUAUUAUACGACUCCCGGUCACAGACGCCCUCAGCUGUGAUCCAUCGCUCUUUUUCUACCGUCGCCUUUCCCCAGAUUCAUCGCGUGGUCGGCUCAAGAUGAGGCCUAUUUUGCUCGCGGGCCAUGAACGUGCCCUGACUCAGAUCAAGUUCAACAGCGAUGGCGAUCUUCUGUUCUCCGUGUCGAAGGAUAAAAUUGUGUGCGCCUGGUGGUCGGCCAACGGCGAGAGACUCGGUACUUACAACGGACACCAGGGUGCCAUCUGGACGGUCGAUGUGAGCCCCAACACGGUUCUCCUGGCGACGGGUUCGGCAGACAACACCGUGCGACUAUGGAACGUCAAGACCGGCGAGUGCGUGAAGGUGUGGGAUUUCCCUACGGCCGUGAAGCGGGUCGAGUUCAGCCCCGACGGAAGCAGACUUUUGGCCGUGACGGAGAAGCGUAUGGGUUUCUUGGGUACCAUCGCCGUCCUCGAUAUCAGCUACGGCGAGAACUUGGAGGACCAGGCCGAUGAGCCCAGCUUGCGGAUCACCUGCACGGAGAGCAAGGCUACCGUUGCGGGCUGGAGUUAUCUGGGCAAGUACAUCAUUGCUGGUCACGAAGACGGCAGUGUCAGCCAGUACGACGAGAAGACCGGUGAGCAGCUGGAGAACGUCCAGGCCCACGAGUUCGACCACCAGAUCAACGACAUCCAAUUCUCUCAAGACCGCACCCACUUCAUCACCGCCUCCAAGGACAAGUCUGCCAAGCUCAUCUCCUCCCGCAACCUCGCCAUCCUCAAGACCUACCCCGCCGAUACUCCCUUGAACAGCGCCACGAUCACGCCCAAGAAGGAUUACGUUAUUCUGGGUGGUGGUCAGGCCGCCAUGGAUGUCACCACCACCUCCGCCCGCCAGGGUAAAUUCGAGGCUCGCUUUUACCACAAGGUCUUCGAGGACGAGAUCGGCCGUGUCAGAGGUCACUUCGGUCCCCUCAACACCGUCGACGUCCACCCCGCCGGUACUGCCUACGCUUCCGGAGGAGAGGACGGUUACGUUCGUGUGCACCACUUCGACAAGCCUUACUUCGACUUCAUGUACGAGGUCGAGCGGGAGCAGCUGCGGAAGUAGAGAGGAGGCGGAGGAGGGGCGAUUUUGACGUUCGGAAUGCAUCUUUUUUAAAACCAGUUACGCAUCCUUUGUAUGUGUCAUGAGGCGAAGUUUCAUCUUUUCUUUCACUAUACUCCCCCAAAAAGUAGAAAGGCAAGAACCGGUACGGCGGCGGGUACGAGAAAAGACCUCGAGGCGAUUCAGGGCAUGAGUUAUAUUUCAUUUGUUCCAUGAUACAGUCGGAGUUGGUACCAUUUCCUAUUUCUGGUCGCUAUUGUGUGUCCUAAUAAAAAGAACCCUUAUUUGCUUUACUGUUUUGUCACACCCCUAUGAUUCCAACUUCGCUUGCUCAUAAUCUUUCUUGUCUUGCUCAUGAACAUAUCAUUUGAAUUCCGAGGUCAAUUUGCUAGGCAACAUUUUCUAUCGCGCCCGAAAAAAUGCAUAAAACCAGGAAGUAUCAAUAUCCACCAAGCAGAAUCACAAAUUUUGUAUGAUUCGGAGGGAAAGUCUUUAUCUU